UUUUCCCGUCCCGGAGGGUUUUCACCGUUAUGCCUUUUGCAGCAACAGCCCAGAAGCUCCCGACGAUUUACUACAGUAUCUUUCACGAGUAGAAGUACAGUGGUUUUCACAGCAAACUCGGUGCCACGAAUAACAACCUGGGGCUAAAACCGUGCUGACAAGUCACAAGUCAUAAGGACGGCAAUCAGAUGGGUCGCCGAUUCACUGAAGUCGAUUGUUACGGCUGUUGCUAGGCAGGCGCGUUCUGCGCCGUGACGGAGGCGGUGUGAUGCGCGGUGGCUGUUGGGUUGGAGUCGGUUUAAAGUGGGUUUGAGGGGGACUGACUGGAGGCGCUUCGCUUUGGAUCGGUCGGAUUGGGCCUAGGCCAUUCCCCGUAUUGGAGGAGCUUCCACAUCGCAAAGUGAGUGCGGGAAGAGUUCGGCGAGCGGCCGAGGAAGCGCCAUGAGUUCCAACUUCGUGAAGCGCACUCAGGACUCGCUGGGGAAAGUGAUCAAGAAGCCACCGCUGACCGAGAAGCUGCUCAGCAAGCCGCCUUUCCGUUACCUGCACGACAUCUUCACUGAGGUUAUAAGGAUCACUGGGUUCUUGAAAGGCCUGUAUACAGACUUUGAGAUGAAAUCUGAUAAUGUUAAGGAUAAAGACGCUAAAAUUGCAUUCCUACAGAAGGCUAUCGAUGUAGUGAUGAUGGUGUCUGGCGAUUCUUUGUCUGUGAAACCUGCACGUGUUGUGGCUGGUCAUGAACCAGAGAAAACCAAUGAGCUUUUGCAAGCUAUUGCAAAAUGUUGCCUUAACAAGCUUUCCAGUGAUGAUUGUGUGAGAAGGGUCCUUGCUGGAGAAACGACAGAUCUUAAAGCAAAAACACCAUCUGGCUCCAGAUCUCAGGGGAAAGAAAACAGAGAAAAAAGUGAUGAGCGUAAGAAGCAAAAAGACAAAGAACAAGAGGAAAAGAAUGAGAAUGGAAUUAAAGACUCUAGCAGAGAUCGUAAAGAAAAGGAAAUGUCAAGGGAACGUGGAAAACAAAUUGAUAAAGAAAGGGAUCGAAACAAAGAUAGUGAUAGACGAGAAAGGGCUAAAGAACAGGAGAGAGACCGAGCAAGAACAAAAGAAAGGGAUCAAGAAAACCACAAAAAUCGUGGGGAUGGAGAAAGAGUGGAAAAAGAAAAAAGUCGAGGUACAGAAAAGGCGGACAAAGGCAAGAUUAGAGGUGAUGGAGAAAUGGACAAAGAACGAAAUAAAGAGAGAGAGAGAAACAGAGACAAAGAAAAAUUGAAAGAGAAAAGGGAGAAGGACAAGGAGCAUGACCGUUCAAAAGACCGUGGUAGAGACCAAGAAGUGGAAAAGGAAAAAGCUAAAGAACAGGAGAAAACAGAGAGACGGUCCAAAGUUACUGCAGAGGACAAACCAGCCAUACAGCCUUCAGAAAUUACAAAGAAAGACAACAAAACCAAUGCAGAGCAGGAGGUUGAAAGCCCUGUGAGAAUUCCCAGACCUUCAUCAGCAAAAGGUCAAAGAAGGAAGCCAAAAUCAGGAGCUGAAGAUGAGUCUGAUGUCGAAGGAGAUCCUGAAGCUGUCCAGUAUUCAACUGAGAAGAAGAAUGCAGCUGAGGUGAAUGGAGAUAUUUCAGAUGAACAUUUGCCUCAAGCUGUUCAAAGCAAGCGAAUAUCUCGACCAGGAAGUGCAAGGCCUGCACCUCCCAGAGUAAAGAAACAAGAAAGUGCAGACUCUCCUUCAGAAAGAGCUGGUAGUGCAAAGCCUGUAACUAAUGUUAUAGUGGAUAAAGGAAAAAAUGCUGAAGAGGAAGAGGAUGAUGAUGAUGAGCAGUUUGUGGUGGAAGAAACUGUUUCACAACUUCCAGAUAUGCCUGAGAUGGAACCUGUGGCAGUAGUAGAACUGCAUGAUGGUGAAGACCAUGGUGGACUUGUCAAGAAGAUUUUGGAAACCAAGAAAGAUUAUGAAUAUUCAAAGUCUGCAACAAAACAAAAAGAUCAGGAGAAAACCAUCAUCUCUGAAACAGCGAGAAGGAAGGAGAAGGAGCUAGUAACAAAGGAAAUACAAAAGCUACGAACAUCCAUCCAGACCCUGUGCCGCAGUGCCUUGCCUCUUGGAAAGAUAAUGGACUACAUACAAGAAGAUAUGGAUUCCAUGCAAAAUGAGUUAUCAAUGUGGCGCAAGGAAAACAAAAAGCAUGCAGAAACUCUCCUGAAAGAACAAAGCAUUACAGACAGUGCUGUGGAGCCAUUAAAAUCUGAACUUGCUGAACUAGAACAGCUGAUCAAAGACCAGCAGGAUAAGAAUUGUGCUGUCAAGGCAAACAUACUGAAAAAUGAAGAUAAGAUCCAGAAGAUGAUUUCAAGUAUCAACUUCUCUUCAAGAACGUGAGGCAGAAAGAUUCUUGCACAUUUGGCACAGUCAUUAACGUGGUUCAACUAAUAAUGUGAAGCAAUUAUGGCUAGGAGGAAUCUUGUAGCAGAGCAGACUAAUUGGGUGCAAAGCAUUAUUUUGCAUUCCAGUCUCUCAGUCGUUUGCAUUCCACUAGAGAGCUUAUUAUACUGUACAUUUAAAGAAAGCAAAUGAGCAGGUAAAAUAAAAGCAUUGUUUAUAAAUAGCUCUGAAAGCAGGAGUUUUACUGUUUUUCUUUGCUUGCUGAAGUUCAUGAAGACUAUUUUAGCAAAAACAUUCAAUGUGUGCACAAAAUGAGUUGGUUAAAAUUGAAGGGAGGCAUUUUACCCACUUCAUAUUUGAUUGAUUGUUACUCUUUAUUCUGCCUAUUUCUGAAUGUUUUUAACAAGCUUCAAGGUUCCCUGCAACAACAUGAGCAUUGCAUUAAUUACCUCAACACCAAGGCAUACAGGCAAACCAACCUCCCGCUUGUUAUCCGUGGCACUUAGCACCGCAGGGGUUUAUUUUACCAUUGUAGACUGAUGGGUUAGGCUGCCUAGAAGUAUCUUUUUAAAAAUGCUGGUAUCUUUUUCAUAAAAUAUAAUUUUGUUAUUUUUCAUCCUUUGGUGGAUUGUACAUCUGAGCAUAGCUCAAAGUAAUUGAGUCUCCUGUAAUUCACUGGUUAAGGCAACUGGUUGAGAUUUAUCUUCUAGUUCUAAUUUUAAAAAAGCAUUAUAAAAAUAAUAGAAAUGCAACACUUUAAUGUUCAUUUAUAAAAAUAAGUGGAAUUGGUGAACUAAGGGCCGUAAUUUUAUCUAGGUGUUGAUUCAUGUUGCUUUGCUAUUGUAAUUUAAAAUGUCAAACCAUAACUUUUAAGUCAACGGGUACCCUGUUAUCUAAGGCACUUAAUGUAGUAAUUGGCCAAAGAACUAAAAUAUAUUACUGAAUAAACUGCAACUAUUUUUAUCAAAGUAAUUGCAAGCAGAGGUUGGUUCUAUCAGCUCAUCUGUGUGAUGCGAAUCAGGCAAGCCUGUCAACAUGGCAACCUGGUAAAUUCAAGAAUGCUGACAAUAAACAAUUCUGUUACCCUAGCGUUAAUACUAAUAUAUGGCCUGCUAAAUGGUAAAACUCCUCUCACAGAGUACAGGUUUAUGUGAGUGCUCUCUGAAUGAGAACAUCACCCAUAAUUAACUUCUCUAAAGAUGUAAUGAAGUAGUAAGUGUGCUCUGGGAGCCAUAAUUUGUCUUCAGUAUGCCCUGUUAUCAGGAGAAAAGAUGCAUUCUCAGCUACUACUUCAAUUUUAAAGGCAGUUAACUAUUGGAGUCCCUAGCUAUUGUUUAGGUAAUAUUUUAAGGUUGUUGAAGGAUUUUAAUGAAGCAAAAAGCCAAAUCGCGAUACAUUCUGUAAUUAUGCUUAUUUUUACUUUUGCAGAAUACCAAACUAAAAUUGCUUCAGUAGACUUCCUUGAUAUGACCACUGUCUGCUGCUAUAAUUGUAGACACAAUGGGAAAAACAAAGAGGAAUUUUCUCUCUUUAUUAAAUGAAUGUGGUGCCUGGGACUACCUUUUAAAUUUAUCAGUGGCAAACUUGUUGGCCAAUUUUAAAAACAAUCCAAUUGUAUCUGAGGUUGGUGACCAUAAUUUACAAUUUGUUUUCAAAUUUGAAUAAUGAAUAUUAAAUGUGCCCAAGUACCCAUAAAACUUGUGCUGUCUGGUGUUUCACAAGCCACUGUAACAUAAAAUGUAGCAAUGCUUUAAUGAAAAUUAUCAGUCAACUUCUGAGAAACUCUGGAAAGUAUGACCACUUAUGCAUUAUUAUUUUAAAUUGUAAAGUUUAACUAUUAUUAUUUUAGUAGAAUGAUUAUCCAUUGAAUAUCAUUGACAUGUUCAGUUUAACCAUCAAGGAUUACCUGCUGCUCCAGUUAAAUCGAUUUAAUCCAGAGCAAUGCAUCAGUUUUGUUAAAACAAGAAAAAAAGCUAACUAUAAUAUUAGACUGGCAAAAGGCAGAGUCAUAUAAAACUAUUCCUCCAGUUGUUUAUUCACUUGUACAUUCCAAGACAAAAGCAUAAUAUACAACUUUGAGAAUUGGUAUUUCUUUAUUGGUAUUUCCUGUGACCUGACCCAAUAAUCUUAUAUUGAAUAACAUUGAAAGAUGCUUCCUAUCCCAAUUUAAAAAUAUGAAUGCUUUGAGAUACGGUUGACAGUAAAUUAGAGUUUUGGAUAUAUAACAUGAAAAAUCCUUGCAACAGCGUCCUAUUUCUUACAAUUCACUUAUAGUUUAAUUGACCAAUGUUUUAGAGCACUUUCCCUAUCCAGGAACAAAAUAAUUUAUCACUCAUUAGAUUGUGACUCCAUUUAUAGGAAAUAAGUUAAAGAAAUAUGUGGAAAUAAGUUUUUUUUACAAUUUCCAUCAAUUUUGAAGACUUAAUUUUUGUUCAGAAAAAAAUCGCUAAUAUAAAAGAGCUAAUGAUUAGAUUUUGCCAGAGCAUCAAAUAGUCUAAUCUAUGCAGUAUAAAGACGAGAAAAUCUGCAGAUGCUAGAAAUCCAAGCAACACACACAAUAUGCUGGAGAAACUAAGCAGACCAGGCAGCAUCUAUGGAAAAGAGUGAACAGUUAAUGUUUUGGGCUGAAACCCUUCAUCAAGGAAGAGGCAGAGUUUGUCAUUGAAAUAUCAAUUAAACUUGAUACCUGUACCAGGCUGGAAGCCUGAGAAGAGUUUAUCUGUCAUAUAUGCCGGGAAAGCAGUAGACUCUUUUUCCACAAUGAAAACCUUUAGAUAAUCUUAUACUACAUACAGCAUGUUUACCUGCAUUGGUCUAUAUUCUUCUAGGCCUUUCCUAUCCAUGUACUGUACCUGUCCAAAUGUCCUUAAAAUGUAAUUGUACCCAUCUCUCCCAUUUCCUCUGAUAGCCCAUUCUCUAUACCAACUACUCUCUGCAUAAUUAAGUUUUUCUUUUUAUAGAAACAUAGAAAAUAAGUGCAGGAGUAGGCCAUUCGGCCCUUCGAGCCUGCACCGCUGUUCAGUAUGAUCAUGGCUGAUCAUCCAACUCAGAACCCUGUACUUGCCUUCUCUCCAUACCCCCCGAUCCCUUUAGCCACAAGGGCCAUAUCUAACUCCCUCUUAAAUAUAGUCAAUGAACUGGCCUCAACUGUUUCCUGUGGCAGAGAAUUCCACAGAUUCACCACUCUCUGUGUGAAGAAGUUUUUCCUCAUCUCGGUCCUAAAAGGCUUCCCCUUUAUCCUUAAACUGUGACCCCUCGUUCUGGACUUCCCCAACAUCGGGAACAAUCUUCCUGAAUCUAGCCUGUCUAAUCCCUUUAGAAUUUUAUACGUUUCAAUAAGAUCCCCCCUCAAUCUUCUUUUAAUUUUUUUUCCAUGGUGUUAACUGGUGACUGUAAAUUGCCCUUAGCAGACAUGUGGAGAUGAUAAAAAUAAAAGAAUGAAUGUAGGAUUGGUACAAAUGGGUGGUUGAUGGUCAGCAUGGAUUAAGUGACUGAAGGGUCCAUUUCCAUUCUGUGACUUUCUAUGACUCUACAAUCUGAUAACAGUGUCUAUAAAAAGCCUUCACCACUCAUCCCCUGCCCCCAGAAGUUUUCAUGUUUUAUUGUUUUACAACAUUGAAUCACAGUAGAUUUUAAUUUUGCUUUUUUGACACUGAUCAACAGAAAAAGACUUGUGUCUCAAAGUGUAAACAGAUCUCUACAAACUGAUCUAAAUUAGUUACAAAUAUAAAAUAAAAUAAUUGAAUGUACUAGUAUUCACCCUCCCCACCCCUUUAAUAUGACACACCAAAUCAUCACUGGUGCAGCUAAUUGGUUUUAGAAGUCACAUUAGUUAAAUGGAGAUCACCAUGAGCAGUCGAUGUGUUUCAAUUGAUUGUAGUGAAAAUACACCUAUAGCUGGAAGGUCCAACUGCUGCUGAGUCAGUAUCCUGGCAAAAACUACACCAUGAAGACAAAAUAACACUCCAAGCAACUUCAGGAAAAGGUUAUUGAAAAUCACCAAUCAGGAGAUGAAUACAAGAAAAUUUCCAAGUCACUGAAUAACCCUUGGAGUACAGUUAAGUCAAUGAUUUGUCACAUGGUGUGAGCAGAAUUUUCUGCAGCUUAAUGUGAAAAAGACUAAGAGCUGGUGUAGACCUGAGGAGAGCUAAGGUACCGGUGACCCCUGUUUUCAUCCAGGGGGUCAGUGUGGACAUGGUGGAGGAUUACAAAUACCUGGGGAUACGUAUUGACAAUAAACUGGACUGGUCAAAGAACACUGAGGCUGUCUACAAGAAGGGUCAGAGCCGUCUCUAUUUCCUGAGGAGACUGAGGUCCUUUAACACCUGCUGGACAAUGCUGAGGAUGUUCUACGAGUCUGUGGUGGCCAGUGCUAUCGUGUUUGUUGUUGUGCGCUGGGGCAGCAGGCUGAGGGUGGCAGACACCAACAGAAUCAACAAACUCAUUCGUAAGGCCAGUGAUGUUGUGGGGAUGGAACUGGACUCUCUCACGGUGGUGUCUGAAAAGAGGAUGCUGUCUAAGUUGCAUGCCAUCUUGGUCAAUGACUCCCAUCCACUACAUAAUGUACUGGGUGGGCACAGGAGUACAUUCAGCCAGAGACUCAUUCCUUCAAGAUGCAGCACAGAGUGUCAUAGGAAGUCAUUCCUGCCUGUGGCCAUCAAACUUUACAACUCCUCCCUUGGAGGGUCGGACACCCUGAGCCAAUAGGCUGGUCCUGGACUUAUUUCAUAAUUUACUGGCAUAAUUUACAUAUUACUAUUUAACUAUUUAUGGUUCUAUUACUAUUUAUUAUUUAUGGUGCAACUGUAUUGAAAACCAAUUUCCCCCUGGGAUCAAUAAAGUUUGACUAUGCCUAUGAUCAAGAAAUGGAAAAAAUAUGGCACAGCUGUAAAUCUGUUUAGAGCAGGCCAUCCUCAAAAACUGGGCGACCAUGCAAGAAGUGGACUAGUGAGGGAGGUCACUAAGUGACCUAUGACAACUCUGGAGGAGUUUUUUGUGAAUACAUAUGGAAGCUAUAACUUGUGUGUCUUCUAAAGGCGAAUUAAAGAUACUGAUGAUCUAAUUAUCGCCCCAAGAAUUGAAUUUGAUUGAUAACAAGCUUCAGAGGCUGAGAUUGGAAAGACUGCAUACAACUGUUGCCAGGAUGUUUCACCAGUCACAGCUUUAUGGGAGAGUGGUAAAGAGAAAGCUACUGUUGCACAAAAAAAAUUCUCAUGAAAUCUCAGGUAGAGUUUGCCAGAAGGCAUGUGGGGAGACUUUCAAGUCAGCUGGAUGAAAGUUCUAAGGUCUGAUGGAACCAAAAUCGAGCUUUUUGGCUGUCAGACUAAACGCUAUGUUUGGCAUAAUCAAAAACACAGCAUACCUACAGUGAAGCCUGGUGAUAGCUGCAUCAUGCUAUGGGGAUGCUUCACUGCAGCAGGCCCUGGAGCUUGUGAAGGGAGAGGAUAAAAUGAAUGCAGCAAAAUACUGGUAAAUCCUAGAGGAAAACCUGAUGCAGUCUGUAAGAGAACUGUGACUUGGGAGAGGAUUUGUUUUGCAGCAAGAUAAUAACUCCAAGCAUAAAGCCAAAGCUACACAGGAAUGGCUUAAAAACAAGAAAGUUAAUGUCCUGGAGUGGCCAAGUCCAGACCUCAGUCCAAUUGAGAAUUUGUGGCUGGACUUAAAAAGGGCUGUUCACUCACAACCCCCCUGGAAUUUGACAGAGCUUCAGCAGUUUUGUAAAGAAGUACGGGAAAAAAUUGCAGUGUCCAGAUGUGCAAAGCUGAUAAGAGACCUAUCCACACAGAUUCAAGCCUAUAAUUGCUGCCAAAGGUGCAUCUACUAAAUACUGACUUGAAGGGGCUGAAUACACAAUCAAUUACUUUGUGUUUUAUAUUUGUAAUUACGUUUGUAAUUUAGAUCACUUUGUAGAGAUCUAUUUUCACUUAGACACAAAAGUCUUUCUGUUGCUCAGUGUCAAAAAAGCCAAAUUAAGUCCACUAUGAUUCAAUGUUGUAAAACAAUAAAAAAUGAAAACUUCCAAGGGGGAUGAAUACUUUUGAAAGGCAAUAUACAAUCUUUUCAAUUGGGCACAAUAUAACAUGUUACUACAAAUCUCUUUUUUGUGAAUACAUAUGGAAGCUAUAACUUGUGUGUCUUCUAAAGGCGAAUUAAAGAUACUGAUGAUCUAAUUAUCGCCCCAAGAAUUGAAUUUGAUUGAUAAUUGAUUUACUAAACUUUGAAGAUGAGUAGGUAACAUACUCAAGCUAAUAUAUAGCAACAGUAAAGAACAUUCCAACUUUAAAGUGUAAUGGAUGCUAGUGUUUUUGCAAUGAACCUUCUUAAGAUUACUGAUGAUCACCAUCUUGCAGUAUUGUCAACUGGGAUCAUUUGGUAACAUGAUAGUCUUGACGAAAUAAAAUUCUUCAUGGACCUUCAUGUGCUUGAUGCAUUGCUAAUUGUUACUUCUGUAUAUUUUUGUAAAUUUUGGUUACUGUAUCAUAGCUAAAUUAAUUUUCUAGUGGAAUAAAAUAAAAC
Mobula hypostoma (lesser devil ray) is the source of this 8898-nucleotide messenger RNA. It is a transcript of the gene ift54, whose product is annotated as TNF receptor-associated factor 3 interacting protein 1. Lineage: Eukaryota; Metazoa; Chordata; Chondrichthyes; Myliobatiformes; Myliobatidae. The record is from RefSeq and is a predicted model, not a curated record. The coding region runs from base 442 to 2379 and encodes 645 amino acids. Gene Ontology annotation, biological process: regulation of microtubule cytoskeleton organization; cilium assembly; intraciliary transport. Gene Ontology annotation, molecular function: microtubule binding. Gene Ontology annotation, cellular component: centrosome; intraciliary transport particle B; axoneme. The transcript is spliced from 15 exons.